Molecule: messenger RNA, 1233 nt
Organism: Lasiodiplodia theobromae
Lineage: Eukaryota; Fungi; Ascomycota; Dothideomycetes; Botryosphaeriales; Botryosphaeriaceae
Product: Archaeal flagellin n-terminal-like domain-containing protein
Exons: 2
Coding region: 1-1233 (410 amino acids)
Source: RefSeq, a predicted model, not a curated record
AUGACUUACCACGACAUUGAUAUCCCUCUACCAGCCUUCAUCGCCAUCGAUUGGAUCUGCAUGACCCUUGCCCUCAUCCCCAUCCUCCUUCGUUUCCACCUCCGCCGACACCAAAUACAACCUCAACCCUUCACCCGCAACCUCUCCGACGCCCUCAUCGUCCUUGCCUGGCUCUCCGGCAUCGUCCUCAUCAGCAUUAACACGUGGAAAAACAGCCUGCGCCAACGCUUCAUCCACACGCCGCCCUCGGACCUCUACUACGGCGUCCCGCGCCACCUGGCCGCCAACCUGCUCUACGUCUCGUGGAUCUCGCUCUUCUUCAUCUACAUCUCCCUCUGGUCGGCCAAGUUCGCGCUGCUCGCCUUCUACGCCAGCCUGCUGCGGCUGCAGGGCCGGUGGGCGCGCGUCACGCUCAUCUGCGCCGCCGUCUUCACGGCCGCCACUUUUGCGCUGCACGUCGCGCUGCUGACGCGCUGGUGCACGCCGACGUCGAGCAACUGGAACAUCGACGGCGAGCUGUGCAGCGCCGUCCACGACAUCAAGAGCGUCACCGUCUCGACGGCCGCCAACGUCGCCACCGACCUCGCCAUCCUAUGCAUCCCGCUCUUCGCGCUGGCGUCGCUGCGACGCGACACCAACGGCUACCGCAAGGGCGCGUUGGUUUCACCCUCGUCGUCGACGUCGACAUCGUCGUCUUUCUUGUCGUUGGGUGCUGGCUCUGGCACGACUUGGGGAAAGGCAGAGCUCAGCGGGCUGGCGGUCGUGCUGAUCAUGGCGGCGUUGAGCAUCACGUCGGCGUUGGCGAGGUUCAUCACGCUCGAGCUGGUGCAGAACGUGCCGAAGGCGAACAUCACGCACACGAUUGACGUGUGGGCGCUCGUCGAGAUUGUGGCGAGCUUGUUGGCUGUGUGCUUGCCGAGCUUGCGGGCAUUUGUGAGGAGGUGGAGGGAAGGCAGUAAGAGGGGUAGCAGGGAUUCGGGGGUGAGGAAGGCCUCGAUGGUGCCUACUGCGGAUGGGAGCGUGAGGAGUGACAGUAUUGGUACGAUCAUUGAGAUGGAGCUGGGGAUAGGUGGUGGGCGGUUGGGUGCGGAGAUGAGUCCGUUGAGCCCGGCUGUACUACAGCAAGAAAGGGCGGAUCCCGGGAGGAUGGAUGCAAGGAGGGUGGACUCGGGGUUUUUGAGCGUGGAGGAAAGAAUGGGGACGGCACAUACGAGUGCCGAGAGACUGUUAUGA